GGUGGCGGAGGCGGUGGCGGUGGCAGGUCCGUUUCCUUGGGAACUGCGUGGAGCGGGCGCUGAGGAAAUGGAAGCUGUCGCUGCUUAUCGCAGCAGCAGUGGUGAGUAUAUUCUCCGGCAUUUCUAGUUGACACAAUGACAGACUUUGAGAAGAACCUCAGCCAGGACAUGAUUUCUCAGCUGCACAACUUUGCUGCCGUGGGAGAUGCAACCAGACUUAAAGCACUGCUCAGGCAUUCCCCGUCACUUGUCAACGCAGCUGCAGGGAAUGGCUGGACAGCCCUGAUGUUUGGUGCCAGGAAUGGACACCUCGAGGUUGUGCGGGUUCUUCUUGAACAAGGGUGUGACAGAUCCAUCAUUAAUAAAUCAAGGCAGACAGCUCUGGACAUCGCAAAAUUUUGGGGGUACAAACACAUAGCUAAUUUGUUGGCUAAUGUCAAGGGUGAUCAGAAGCCUAAUUUUUUGUCAAAUGAUGUGAAAGAAUAUGAAAAUUAUUUUGGCAUGACACUUCUGGACAGAAGGAGUGAUAAAAGAACAGAUUCCAAGUGGCUGAGUAAAAAACAAAGCCAUCCAACUACAGUAUACAUCCUCUUCUCAAAUCUAAGUCCCCUAGUUACUUUGGGUGGGGGAAUAGAUAGUUCCCAGCAGCCAGAAGUAAAGCUUUGCAGGCUGUACCACAAGGAUGUGGAGCAGUGCCUGAACAAAACUGAAGAGCGUACCUUAAUUUUUCUUGGAGUUGAACUUCUUCAGAACCUGGCAGCUGCUUGCAAUGGGAGAGUUCUGCAAGAAGAGGAAGAGGACGGGUUAGUUGCUUGGUUUGCUCUUAGCAUAGAUUCUGCUUCUGCUGAGAAAUUUAAACAGAAGCAUGAGGACUGUUACUUUCUUCACCCACCAAUGCCAGCACUGCUGCAGCUACCUGAAAAAGAAGCUGGAGUAGUAGCCCAGGCUAGAUCUGUUCUAGCAUGGCAUGACCGUUACCAAUUCUGCCCAACAUGUGGGAGUACAACCAAGACUGAAGAAGGGGGUUACAAGAAAACUUGCUUAAAAGAAGAUUGUCCCAGUCUCCAAGGAGUUCACAACACAUCAUAUCCAAGAGUUGAUCCUGUUGUGAUAAUGCAAGUCAUCCAUCCGGAUGGGAACCACUGCCUUUUAGGUAGGCAGAAGAGGUUUCCUCCAGGUAUGUUCACCUGCCUUGCUGGAUUUGUAGAACCUGGCGAAACAAUAGAAGAUGCUGUUCGAAGAGAAGUGGAAGAGGAGGCUGGAGUCAAAGUUGGCCACGUUCAGUACGUCUCUUGUCAGCCAUGGCCAAUGCCCUCAUCCCUAAUGAUUGGCUGCUUGGCUGUGGCAGUGUCCACAGAAAUUAAAGUUGACAAGAACGAAAUAGAGGAUGCCCGCUGGUUCACUAGAGAACAGGUCGUGGAAGUUCUCAUCAAAGGAAACCAGCGUUCAUUCUUUGUACCACCGAGUCGAGCUAUUGCACACCAGUUGAUAAAACACUGGAUUGGAAUGAGUGCUAAUCUUUAGUUCAAAUAAUAUAAUCAAAUAAUUGAUUUAAGUUACUUCUCCUGUUGAAUACUAAAUUAGGAAUAAACUAGAAUUGUUAAAUUAGGAAUAAACUAGAAUUGUUUAUCUAGUAAAUGUGCAACCAUGUGAUUUUUUGAGCCCUUCCUUAGGUUCCUGAGCUAAAGGAUCAUUUGUAGGUGUUUUCAGAGCUGAAUUAGAAAUGGGCAACAAUUAUCCCAAACAAGCAAGCAACAAAUAGUUAGAACUGGUACCUCGUUGUUCACAGGCUGGUUUUUUGUCCUAGAAUCAAAUUACUAUGCUUCUUGCUGUUAUACUUCUAAUGUUUGAUUUGGUCCUUCCUCCACUGGAAAGAGUCACAGCAUUACAAAGAGGGAUGUCUGACUUUGCCUGCUGUUUGAAUUCUGUGUUUACAUCCUCCUAUUUUAUCUUAAUUGCUUCUUUCUCAUUUUUGCCUUUCUACAUUCUUUAAGUUCCACCUGUCACAAAAAUCAGCAUUCAGUGCUGAAAGUGUCACCAAAAAUGGUUAUUUUUAAGCUAAUAACAUAUGUAAAUGGUGAAUAUGUAGUACUAGGUAUCUUUUACAUUAAUAACCUAAUUUAAGUUAAUGCUCUAAGCAGAGCAUUUAUUCAUCCUUUCUGAUUUGGCCUGCACUUACCCAAUUGCAUGUCAGCCUGAAUUUAAAGGUAUAACACAAUGCUCUGAUUUCACAAAGGUGUUGGAGAGCCAUCCCCAAAAGCCUAAAUAUUAGUAUUUUGUAAGAUAAUAAUGUACUUACUGCCCCUAGGCAGUGAGAUAUGUCAUUCUCUGAUGAUUAAAAAUGGAACUGGAGGAGGAAAAACAAGACAUAUCAUCUCAAAAUAUGCACAAAAUUCUUUAUGAAAGUGGAGAUGCUAAGAUUGUUACUGCUGUUAAGAAAUUUACACUUGAAAUAAGUUUAUUAACUGCAGGUGUAAGAUUGGAAAAGCGUUACAUGAAUUAAAAUAUUUACUUAUGUGUACUUAAUGCUAUAGUUCAGAUUUGUGCCUUAAUUUAUCAAGGUUUUGAAAAGAAUGUUAACUUAAUAUUUUCAAAAUAAAAGUAUAUUAUUUUUAUUA
This is a messenger RNA of Corapipo altera (White-ruffed manakin), 2618 nucleotides long. It is a transcript of the gene NUDT12, whose product is annotated as nudix hydrolase 12. Gene Ontology annotation, cellular component: cytosol. Gene Ontology annotation, molecular function: protein binding; metal ion binding; NADH pyrophosphatase activity. Lineage: Eukaryota; Metazoa; Chordata; Aves; Passeriformes; Pipridae. The record is from RefSeq and is a predicted model, not a curated record. The coding region runs from base 136 to 1524 and encodes 462 amino acids. Gene Ontology annotation, biological process: NAD+ catabolic process; NADP+ catabolic process. The transcript is spliced from 7 exons.